UUCCUACAUUUUCCACUCACCAUCACAUUCUACUCUCCCCUCUCUCUCUCUCUCUCUCUCUCUCUCUCUUAACCCUAAACACUCUCUCUCUCAUAUCUGUAUCUAACCUGCAACCACCGGAGAGAAAAACCCUGGCCAUGAAAAUACCAGAUGAAACCGAAGAAACCCCGCUCAACCACACAACCCACCUCCUCCAAGCCCUCCUCGACGCCACCCCCCGCGCCCACCACUUCAAAUCCAAAUGGUCCUCCAUCGCCGCCAAGCUCACCUCUCUCUCCUCCCACCUCUCCUCUCUCUCCUCCCCCAACACCCCCACCCCAACCAACCCUCUCUCUCUAGACCUCCUCCGCUCCCUCUCCCUCACCCUCUCCUCCGCCCUCUCCCUCCUCACCCCCUGCCUCUCCCCCUCCCCACUCCCCAGCGGCAAGCUCAAGACCCAGAACGACGUCGACUCCAUCUCCGCCCGCCUCGACCGCCACCUCAACGACCUCCACGUCUUGCUUAAAUCCGGCGUCCUUCACGACGACGCCGUUUCCGUCUCCCCGUCCUCCAAGCGCGACUCCACACGCGCCGAGGCCAGGAACUUGAUCACUCGGCUCCAGAUCGGCACCGUCGAAUCCAAAAACUCGGCGAUGGACUCGCUCCUAACCCUCCUCCAAGAGGACGACAAAAACGUCCUAAUCGCCGUGGCGCAGGGGGUCGUUCCCGUGCUCGUUCGCCUACUGGAUUGCAGCUCCUCCUUCGAGGUCAAGGAAAAAACCGUCAACGCCAUCUCUAGGGUUUCCGCCGUCGAUUCGAGCAAACACGUCUUAAUCGCCGAGGGUUUGGUACUUCUAAACAACCUUCUUAGAGUAGUUGAAUCGGGAAGCGGUGUGGCGAGGGAAAAAGCCUGUAUUGCCCUCAAGGCCCUGACCCACUCGAGGGAGAACGCGAGGGCAAUUGGGUCAAGAGGGGGGAUUUCGUCUCUGCUGGCGAUUUGCGAGGCCGGCACGCCGAGCUCGCAGGCCGCAGCGGCCAGGGUCUUGCGCGAUUUAUCUUUGUUUGAGGAAGUGAAAGAGAAUUUUAUAGAGGAAAAUGCUCUUCGAAUACUUCUUACGUUGCUUGCUUCGGGGACUAGUUUGGCGCAGGAGAAUGCGAUUGGGUGUUUGUGUAAUUUGGUGAAGGAUGAUUUUCAGUUGAAGUUGUUGGUUGCCAGAGAAGGUGGGAUAGAUAGUUUGAAAAGUUACUGGGAUUCUGUUUCUAAUGUGAAAAGUCUCGAGGUGGCAGUCGAGCUGGUGAGGCAUUUAGCUACUUUGAAUCCAAUUUGUGAGAUUCUAGUGUCUAACGGGUUCUUGAAUAGGGUUGUGUCCGUUUUGAGUUGCGGGGUUUUGGGAGUGAGGAUUUCGGCUGCCAAAGCGGUUUACGAAUUGGGUUUUAAUACGAAAACCCGAAAGGAGUUGGGGGAAUUGGGGUGCAUUGCGCCGCUGGUUAGGAUGAUGGAAGGGAAAGUGGGGGAGGAGAGAGAAUCGGCUGUGAAGGCGCUGUCGAAUCUGAUGGGUUUUGCUGGGAAUCGAAGCGUUUUUAGGAAAGAAGAGAGGGGGAUUGUUGUUGCAGUGCAGCUUUUGGAUCCUUUGACGAGAAAUUUGGAUAGGAAAUACCCUGUUUCUCUGUUGGCCUCACUUGUUCAUUCCAAGAAGUGCCGGAAACAGAUGAUCGCGGCUGGUGCUUGUGGCUUCUUGCAAAAACUCGUUGAGAUGGAUGUGGAGGGGGCUAAGAAGCUGCUGGAAAGCCUUGGAAAGGGAAAGAUUUGGGGCGUUUUUGCAAGACCAUAGAAGAUUGGGGGUCGCCGACAAAUUAUUUGAUCUGUAUGUAUACUAGAUUGUGCUUUUUUGGUUUGCUUUCUCCUGGUUAGUUAAUUUGUUCAUAUUUGCUCUUAGGAUUCGUGGUAGAAGAGUACAUGUUGAUUAGUCUAAUUGCUGGUGAGAGCUUCUGUUUAGAGGUGUAAUCUCCGUUUGGUGAGCUAACUUGGUUGGAUUUUGUGCUUUUCUGCCAGAGUCAAUAAAUUAGUAAUAAGGAUGUAUUUUCUUUAGCUCACACAUUGUACAUUCAGUUGUGCUGUUUAUGGAGUGCUCCUGCUUCUUGUAUACGAUCAUCAUUAUAGCUUUUGUUUGGCUUGA
Rhododendron vialii is the source of this 2156-nucleotide messenger RNA. RefSeq names its product protein CELLULOSE SYNTHASE INTERACTIVE 3. NCBI's taxonomy places the organism in Eukaryota, Viridiplantae, Streptophyta, Magnoliopsida, Ericales, Ericaceae. Gene Ontology annotation, molecular function: protein binding. The record is from RefSeq and is a predicted model, not a curated record. The transcript has a single exon. The coding region runs from base 138 to 1811 and encodes 557 amino acids.